AUGUUCGCCUAUUAUCAAAAAGAAUGGCCGAACAAAAACCAUUCAGUAAUAUACGACGCGCUUAGCAAAGACUUGGAAGAAAUUAUUGUUUCCAAAUUUUUUAAUACGGAUACAACACGGGUUUUGAAGAAUAUUAGGGACACUUGGGAUGUAAGAGGACUGUGGGUCACUUCCUUGCGACAUAUGGGGACUGCGGGUCACUCGUAUGAUCCUGAUCGGUGGCGACUUUGGGGCUGUGGGUCACUGAAGUUUGGAAGUCUGGGGACUAUAUGGAAAAAAAUUUUUAUUAAACAAAGCCGUGAAAAAGUGGACAACGAACAUGUGGACCACCGAAAAGCCCAAUUUCAAUUGAGCGCCACGAAAUACCAAAAAGGUGUUGCCACGGUUGUACAUUCAGAAAUUGACAAGUGGACUGAAGAAGCGAUAAACGAUGAAGUCUCAAUCUCCAAGCGAUCUCAUGAAAAUGAAGAAGCGGUUGCUUCUAAGAAGCAACGUCAAACUAGACACGGAAGAAAUAUCCCAAAUUAUCGCGAUUCUGAUGAACCAGAAUAUGAACCAGAAUAUGAACCCAAGAAGAUAAGGAGAAAAAGUAAUACCCGUUAUUCACAGAUGACAGAAUCUCAACAAUCCACACCGUAUUUAACACCACCGAUGACGGAGAUCGCUGAAUCCUCAAGCUCAAAUUCAGAUUUAGGGGAUUUAGAAGGAUCUGAGACUAAAAACGCAAGAUCACAAUAUGUCCGUUAUGACUCUAGUUCUCAUGAAAGCACUCCAUGUCCAACUCGUUCGGUAAUAAUGACACCUAAUAUGACGCCUAAUAAACCCAUUGUUAAUCAAGCUCACGAAAACGUGAAUAAUAACCACGAUAAUGAGGAGCAUGCCUUUACCUUGGAUAGAGAUGAUAUUCCCGAAGAAGAAUUAGAAGACGAUCUUUUACAGGAAACCCCUGGUGCUAUUGUUGAUUGUAAAUUAAUUAUUAAUGAUGUAUGCAUCCGGUCAGCAAUGGAGAAAUGGCGUAAAUCGUCAAAAUACGUUGAAGAAAUACACAAGCAAGAUUUAAUGCGCUACAAUAUCAUCGACACGACUGCUUUAUCUGCAACAGAAGCACGAGAGCUCUUCGAGGAGCAUUGGGAUGAUAUCAUCAGCACUAUAGAAAAACUUUUAACAUUAAGCCCUAAUGCAACACAAUUAGCUUCGGCUUCUGCCUCCACCUCAGCUUCAUCUGAUCAAGACACAGUACAAGACGGGCAGGUAGAAGAAGUAAAGCAAUAUAUAAAAUACAUCUCGAAAAAUGUGAAUACUGCAAAGAGAUUGCGUGAAACCAUAAAAACGGAGCGUGCAAAGUUGCGGACUGAUGGUAACAUAAAAUGGAAGAGACGGGCCUUGGGGUUGAUGAAAAUCUUUCGGGAUCAGUUUCCAAAUGGUGUAAACUAUUUCAAAGAAGAUCAGACUGAAUAUGAUUAUAUAAUUAGGUUUAUUUCUCACGUCUAUACCAUAUUAUUUAAAGAAGAUAUUUUUGAAACAAGCCUGUCAUUAAAAGAUGAUGAUCGACGAUUCUCCGGCAAUAAAAUUGACGCGAUCAUAUCAAUGUUGGAUCUAGACUUAGAGAUCUCAGUCUUAGAAGUUUCGGGAUCUCCAACAUGUCUUGAUCAUACUCAUUACGUUGGAGAUAGAAAUAAAAUCGCGAAGAUGCUCAAGAUUAUCCUAAACUACAUCAAAAUUAACUAUUCGGGUUGCUAUGAAGACUUUAGGAGGAUAAAAGUAUUUGGUAUUCAAGUAUAUGAUCAUAACUUUUAUAUUUAUAGCAUGUGUUUUCCCUUUGCUGGCGUUUAUUAUUUCAAACUGGAAAAAAAGUUCUCUUGUCCGACGAUGACGUUUUUGCUCUUCAAGGAGUUGCCAAAGUUCGCCUCAAAUCUGUGGAUGAUGCGAGAUAUAAUUAUUUCAAGUACUGAACGGAUAUAUACUUACGUCACAAAUAUUAUUUCCGAAUCAAGUGAUGAUGAUUCUAAGAUUGAUAAAGUGAAGACCUCACCACCUGAGAAAAGAAGAAUAAUAGGAUAA
Funneliformis mosseae is the source of this 2061-nucleotide messenger RNA. The record is from the annotation of a GenBank genome assembly. Lineage: Eukaryota; Fungi; Glomeromycota; Glomeromycetes; Glomerales; Glomeraceae.